CGGAUAACCCUACCUCUGCAUUUUAUUUCCAGUUUCUCUGUAAAUUGGUCGAAGCUUGAGGGUUUCUUGGUGAUAACGUGACUCAAAUUUAGGUGAUUCGUUGGAUCACGGGCAUCUAGGUGGUUACUUUGUUUUUUGCCCGAUGCAGUGAAAAUUUAGCCACUGCAUGCUUCUGCGUUGGACCUGAUCUUGCAUGUUUCUUUCAGUCGCAUGUUAAUUUUGGUGUUCUGUUACUAGGCAGCGCAGUGCCUAGUGCUGCUGAGCUGCUUGAGCCUUACCAAACUGUAACUCCAUUAAUACCAAACUGCUUGUGCUUCUGGGCCGUUACAAACUUACAAUCAAGCAGGACAGUUCUAAGGGUUCUUAACAUUUAAGAUUUGUAACAUCCAUAUUUGUUGAGUGAAAUUUGAUGUCGAAGUAUUUGUCAUGCAUGUUUGUGCAUGAUAAUCCAUCAUUAAAGUAGAGUACUAGGUUAAGAAAUACUAAAGCAAUAAAACUUGAUUGAUUCAUGUUUGAUUGCAAUACACUUGGUCAUGCUAAUUAUGUAAAGUAAGUCCUCCCUAUCAAUGUGGAAAUUAGCCAAAUCACAUUCCUUAACAAACACCAAUCAAUCCAUACUAUGAUACUACCGUAACAUUUAAGUUACUUAUAGAUAUAUGUAUGCCUAUCCUCAUUUGGUUGCCUUCGUCACAGAAUACCCGUCACAAUAUUUUGCCAAAUAAUCCAUUUUCAUGUUAUAAAACAUUCGUACAACUUGGUGCUGCAAUAUUUUUUCCUCAAACAGCCAACGCCUCAAAUCAGUACACAACUUCCCCGAUUCUCCCCAUCGAAUCCUCUUAUAUUUUGCAGCAUGUUGAACAACUAAGGAGGCGUCAACACUCACUAUCAGAAUUGACCUUUGUAAGAGAUGAAGACGCAAAGCUUGAGACCACACGUGCAAAGCUGUCAAAUAUCCUCAAAAGGCAUGAAGAGCUGAAAGAGCGCCUCUCGCGGGAUUCUGAUAAGCUGAUUUUUGAGCGUCUACAGAAAGAAUUUGAGGCUGCACGGGUUGCACAAACUGAAGAGAUUUCAAUAGAUGAUGAUCAGUGGAAUGAUGGUUUGCUAGCAACCAUCCGUGAGAAGGUCCAUAUGGAGGCUGAUAGGAAGGCAAUGACCAACCAACAGAGUGUUCCAUCAGACCCUCAAUUUCAAUCAAGGACAACUUAUAGAAUUAAAAAUAAGGUCAUCUAUUGUUUGGAUGGUGCCAGAAUUGGCAUACAGUACGAGACAUUCUUUGCUGGGGAGCCUUGUGAAAUUUAUCAUUGUGUUCUGGAAAGCAAGUCAUUCCUUGAAAAGAUGACUGUCACUGAGCACACCUUACCUUUCUUUCUACCGAUACGAGAAGUAGAAAGCGAUCACCUGUCAUCUAAUGCCAUCAAAUUUAUUGAUCAUCUUGAAGAAAUAUUGCAGUCUUAUAUUGACAGGAGAGAACAGGUUCGUCUUAUCAAAGAGCUCUAUGGGAACCAAAUCGGAGAAUUGUUCCACAGUCUUCCUUAUAAUGUGAUAGAGUUUGUAUUGGAAGAUUUCGAAUGCAAGGUUACAGUGAGCAUCCGAUAUUCGGAUCUAAUUUUGACCCUGCCCAGUCAAGCAAGGGUCUUGGCUUGGCCCCUUCGCUCUUCUAAAAGAACAUCAGCAGCAGACCGUCGAACAAGUAGCGCAGUGACGGCUCAACCUGUACCGUCUCGCCUGUCCUAUGCCGAGGAUGCGCUGAAGAACUUGAGUUUGCCAGAAGCUUACGCGGAGCUUGUCCUCAACCUGCCCUGUACUCUGAAGCAGGUUUUCUACUCCCAGGAAAGUGAUUGAAUUGAAGCAUGCGCGUAGAAUCUGCCAACAGGACUGAAGCUUUUGGUACCAUGGAAAAGGUUGACCUUACUGAUGUGGAUACCGAAUAUUUGACAACUGAGUACUCCCUCCAAUCCUAAAUUCUUGUCGUGGUUUUAAUACAAAUUUGAACUUGACAACAAUUUAGGAUCGGAGAGUGUAGUAGUUUGAUUCUGUCUUAUGUGUCUCUGACUUCUAAUGCUGUCCUAGACUGAAAAUUCAGACUAUAUUGACUUAUGUUGACUAAUUCCAGUUUAGCUUAAAUGAACAGCUUACUGCUUUGUGGAUGGACA
This is a messenger RNA of Brachypodium distachyon (stiff brome), 2153 nucleotides long. RefSeq lists its product as uncharacterized. NCBI's taxonomy places the organism in Eukaryota, Viridiplantae, Streptophyta, Magnoliopsida, Poales, Poaceae. The coding region runs from base 661 to 1842 and encodes 393 amino acids. The transcript has 12 exons. Gene Ontology annotation, cellular component: kinetochore; Mis6-Sim4 complex. The record is from RefSeq and is a predicted model, not a curated record.